Messenger RNA from Symbiodinium sp. CCMP2456, 4650 nucleotides. NCBI's taxonomy places the organism in Eukaryota, Dinophyceae, Suessiales, Symbiodiniaceae. The record is from the annotation of a GenBank genome assembly.
AUGGCCGGCAGACGACGUCUGCAAGAGCUUUUCGCCAGGUACGACCUGUCUGGAGAUGGUGUGUUGUCAGAGGCCGAGAUGAAGAACGUCUUCGGCAAGGUCGGCAUAUCCGAAAAGGAUGCAGAGAGCGUCUUCCAAGCUGCAGACAGCAACAAGGAUGGAGUCAUCCAGGUGCAUGAGUUCAUCUCCUGGCUUACAGCACAGAAGACAGCUGUGAAGGCUGUCCAAGACACCAAGCAGAAAAAUGUCACCGUGCACGUCAUAAACUCCUCGGAUCGUGUCAGCAAGCGCUUCACGUUCACCUUCAACGGCUGCAAAAACAUGGCUUUUCCUCUCGGGAAUCCUGCCGAGUUUCUGUUAAGCCCCGGCGAAGAGUUUUCCAAGGUUAUGCUUGAAGUUGCAGAGAAAGGGAAGGCGUGGAAAUGGAGUUACCGGUGGUCAUCGCGAUCGGAGUUUGCAGGAGUGGAGGAUGACCCCAACGCGUUCCAAGAUGGUGAGUUCCCUCAUGACAACUCCAGCAUCGGAGAGUCCUCGACAAAGUUCAACGUUGGGAGUCCCGAAGUCUGGGUUCGAGCUCGUGCUUUGGGAGAUCCAGCAGAGGCUGUUCUGUUCGAUCAGAUCCGGCCGCAGGACAUCGUUCAAGGCUCCCUGGGGGAUUGCUGGUUGCUGUCGUGCCUUUGCUCUCUGGCCGACUACCCGUCCCGCAUCAAGUCCUUGUUUCCCAGUUCCAGGCAGCUGAAUGAAGAAGGCAAGUACGUGGUGCAGCUUUUCGACAUCGGCACGGAAGCUUGGACAGAGACUACAGUUAACGAGUUCAUUCCGUGCAACAUAAAGAACGGAGUUGCGGUGCCCACCUUCGCCAAGCCAUUGGGUGAAGAGAUUUGGGUGCAACUUAUCGAAAAAGCCAUGGCCAAAUUCUGCGGAAGCUACGGGGCUCUCUCCGGAGGAGGUGUGGCUUGGGCAUUCCAAGUUCUCACCGGUGCAAUUCAUGUCCUGUCGUUUGAGAAGCUGUCGGAGAAUAAUUGGAGAAGACGUUUCAUGCAUCAGCAGAAGCAGUUGGAGCGUGGGGCGCGGAAUCCCCGAAGCAGCUGGUGGAAAUGGCAAAACAAGGACACACACGACACGAACCAGCUCUUCGAGUUGCUCCAGAGCCACCGGCAUCAGGAUCAUAUCCUCUCCUGCAUGAUCGCUUCGCCAUCAGGAGGUGCCGAAGCGGCCAAAGGCAACGGCCUGUAUUUGAGGCAUUACUAUGCUGUCCUCAAUGUUGUGUCUGAGAAACAGGACGAUGGUACGGAGGUUCAUCUCGUUUUGCUUCGGAAUCCCUGGGGGAGAAGCGAGUGGUCCGGAGACUGGAGUGACAGUAGUGAGAAGUGGGAGCGGAAUCCGAACCUCAUGGCCAAGCUUGACACGCAAGUUCGCCUUCACCUCAGUUGCACUGCUGUUUCGCGUGAAGGAUUCAAUGCCUUGUCAGCUUUCCGGCGGUGGUUUGUGGGUCUUUGGACCGAGGAAACGAUGGCUCUGACGAAGACUAUUGCAGAGUUCGCCAAAAGCAAGCAACUGCAACGAGCCAUCAGCAUCUUUGAGAAGUUCGAGAAGGAGGGCCUGCAGCCCAGCGUUUACACUUUCUCCAGCCUCAUUAACGCGUACGUGCGCACCGCGGAUCUUGCGGGAGCUUUGGAAAUCAUGUCAAAUAUGAAGACGCGCGGCAUCAAACCAAAUGUGAGUAUCUUCACGAUCCUGCUGAAAGGUUACUGCCAAGCAGGUGAUCUGCGUGCAGCGCGGGAGCUUUUGGACGAAAUGGUAGAGCAGGGCGUCGCACCCGAUGCUCGGGCCGUCAAUGCCUUCUUUCGAGGCUGCGUUUACCAUGGUGACGUGCCGAUGGCAAGCGAAGUGUUCAGUGAAAUGGAGAGCAGCUGGCAGCUCGUCCCAGAUUUUACAAGUCUGCGCUAUGUCGUGCAGCUCUUUAGCCAGGGACUCCGGGUUAACACGAUGAAGCACUGCCCAAGGAAGCUGCAGAAGGCCACCCCGAGCAUGGAAGACAGUGGGGCGAAGAAGAUGGGCCAGCAAGCUUGUAAGUUCUGGGCAUCUGGAACGUGUACAAAGGGGGUCAACUGCAAGUUCAGCCACGAUCUGGAAGCAUCGCCUGAGAUCCAGGAGAGGCUGCAGCGAGAAAAGGCAGGUGCGAUGGCUGCAAUGAGCCUAUCGCUGGCCCAUGCCGCAGCGAUGCUUGGAAGAUGGGUCUUAUGCCGGCGCGCACUCAACCGGGCAGAGGAGUUUUAUACGUCAGAUGACGGCAGCGGAAGCCAUGGCCUGUUUCAAGAGCUGAGUCGUGAAGAAGCUUCCAGAGAGAUUCGACGGAUAUCCCGUUUCCUCCAUCAAGAACAGCAGCCUGAGCCGUAUCCAUUCCUCUGUCGCACGUUUCUUUUCGGCGGCUCGUCGUGUGCGGAGAAGGCUGAGCUAGCGCAGUGGUGUGUCGACGAGCUUGUUCGAUCAUUCGGACUGGGAGAGAUGCUCCUCCGGGCGGGACUUUCAGAGGAGGAUGCGCUUGCAUCCUUCCGCCGCUGCUUUUCGAAGAAGUUGCGUCUGCGCAGUUGCCAGAUAUUUGCAUCGGGCGUCUGUGGGAAGAGGAAGAUUGAUCACAGCGAUCCAUCCCUGCCCUUGAAGAUGGAGAUAUGCUCUGGGAAUGGUGAUUGGGUCGUGGCUCAAGCCAAGGCUGAGCAGGGGCUGGCUAAUUGGAUGGCGCUGGAGCUGCGGCACGAUCGCGUGCACCAGAUUUUCAGCCGCCUCUGGGCAGCAGCUGUUCUGUGUAGCGGCUGCAUACCUCUCUUGAAAGACUUGUCGCAUGCCAGUCAAACGAAGCUAGUAAAUCAAUUCGCUGAGCUUGAGUGUGAAGACGGGUUGUCAUGGGCUGCCCGUCGAUCCGAUUUCCGGCUCAGGGAGACUUCCCCAAGUUACAUCCAGUUACACGCAAUGCGGCGGCGUGUGCAUGAGCAGGCCGAGCAGGAGGCAACUGCGACUGCGCCAAGCACGGAUGCCGAGGAUUCAGAGACGAAGCUUCACGGCGAGCUCUUGGGACAGAGCUUCAUGCUGACGAAGUCCAUAAUUCUUCGGCUUUUGGGCCUGAUGUAUUUUGUCGCCUUCAAGGUGGCAGCCGAUCAGAACCUGGCAUUGAUGGGUUCGCAAGGAUUGACCCCCGUUGCACAGCGCUGGGAAGAGCAUAAGAAAACGGUGACAGCUCUCCAAGGUUUCCAGGAAGCUCCAAGCAUCUUUUGGUUCACAGAGCUGAGUGAUCAGAGCAUGCAGUUGCUUAGCUACUUCGGACUGGCAUGCAGCCUUGCGAUGAUGAUGGGGCUUCACUCCUCCAUUCUUGCUGCAGCUCUCUGGCUGUCUUAUUUCUCGAUUGUCACUUCCGCUGAGGAGACCGCUUGGUACAGGUACGGCUGGGAGAGCCAGCUGCUUGAAACAGGCUUUCUCGCUGUUUUCAUAUGCUCCCCCUUGGAUUUGUCUGCGAGCCCAUCACUGCCAGUUCUCUGGCUCUUCCGCUGGCUUUGCUUCCGAAUCUCUACUGGUGCUGGUCUGAUCAAAGUGCGAGGAUCCAGCUGCUGGACAGACCGUACUUGCUUGUGGUAUCAUUUUGAGACGCAGCCCAACCCAUCACCUUUGUCCUUUCUGUGGCACUUCUUGCCGCGAGGCAUCUUGUCAGCCGGGGUGGAUUUGGACAUAUGUGUACAGCUCUAUGCAGCGUGGUUGGUCCUAGUUCCUGGCUGGGGCCCCCUUCGACAUCUGAGGCGCCUCGGUGGGCUCAUCCAGGUCUUCUUCAUGCUCAAUAUUGCCCUGUCCGGAAACUUUUCCUUCCUGAACCAUUUGACCAUAGUGCCAGCACUUGCAUGUUUGGACGAUGAUUGCCUUUCCGUCUUCUGCACGCGGGCGGCGAAAGCCCGCCUUGGUGCUACCCGCCGGCGGUGUCGCCUCGGCCUCGGUGGUUUUGCCCGUUGGACGAUUGACCUAGCUCUCGUGUCGAUCAUUGCAUACCUCUCCGUACCUGUGGUCCAAAACUUGCUGCAGUCGGAAGGGAAGCGCCAGAUGAUGAAUGCUUACUUUGGAGCGUUUCGGCUUGUGAACACAUAUGGCGCCUUUGGGAACGUUGGAAAGGAGCGCUAUGAGGCUAUCGUGUCGGUUUCACAUGAUAAAAGGAGAUGGUAUGAGCUGGAGUUCCCCUGCAAGCCUGGCAGCCUCACUCGUCGUCCAUGUCUGUGUGCUCCUUACCACUACAGGCUCGACUGGAACAUUUGGUUUCUGGGCUUCAAGCCUCACCAAGUAUACCUGGAACGACGUGAAACUUGGAUGUGGUCAUUUUUGGCCAAGGUCUUGGAGGGCGAUGCCACGGUGCUUAGCCUGUUGACACCGGAGACGGCUGUAAGCAAAGCAUAUUUCCCGGACGGACCUCUCAACGACCGAAAGCUGCCCAAGUUCGCGAAAGUUGACAUGUGGAGAUACCGAAUGCGUGCCCCACUCUGGGUCAUUGCAAGGGAAUAUGCGCAAAAUGGUACAGCCGUGUGGUGGGAGCGGGAGAAAGCAGAAGCCUUGAUCCCACCUCUCGAGAGGAAUUACACGGUGCUCGUGCGGAUGCUGCAGCACGCAGCGAUUUGA